This is a messenger RNA of Penicillium canescens, 1033 nucleotides long. Its product is annotated as putative EF-hand calcium-binding domain protein. The coding region runs from base 121 to 903 and encodes 260 amino acids. The transcript is spliced from 2 exons. Gene Ontology annotation, cellular component: cytoplasm; nucleus. Lineage: Eukaryota; Fungi; Ascomycota; Eurotiomycetes; Eurotiales; Aspergillaceae. The record is from RefSeq and is a predicted model, not a curated record.
CUGAGAGUACUUUUUCACAUUACAUCGAGUGCAGUGGAAGAAAUAAGCGCGGGGAUCGCGGGGUCAACGCUCUCCCCACCGACUAUCAUCCCUUCCUCUCACUUCUCUCUCAAACCCACAAUGAAGGUUCUCUGUCUACACGGGAAAGGCACAAGUGGAAGCAUCUUCCGCUCCCAAAUUUCCUCAUUCCGCUCCAGACUACCCAACGAAUCUAUUGAAUUUGAUUUCAUCGACGGUCCAUUCCAGUGUAACCCAGCUCCAGGCAUAGAUCUAUUUUAUAGCCCACCCUACUAUUCCUUCUGGGAACGGGAUGAUGUCGACGCCAUCCGAGCUGCCUAUAACUGGCUGACCGAAUACAUCGCCAAGAACGGCCCAUACGAUCUCGCGCUUAUGUUCUCCCAGGGCUGUGUGUUAGGCUCUACUGCUCUCCUACUCCACCAGGAAGAGACACCCCACCUCCCGCCACCCUUCAAAGCUGCUAUUUUCGUCUGUGGAGGCGCAUCCUUGAUCAUGCUGGAGGAGCUGGGUUUCCAUGUAUCAGCCGAGGCACGCGAGCGCGAUGCUGCGUCUAGGACUGCUUUGGCUUCGCAGGCUGGGUCCUCGGCUGUGCUCGCUCAAGGUUCCAGUCGCUGGACUGGUCUCGAGUCGUUGGACAGUGGAUUGUCGGAGGAUGAAUUGCGGGCUGAGAUUAGAAGUCCAUUCCAUAUUGACAUUCCCACUGCGCAUAUAUACGGUGUCAAGGAUCCUCGGUAUGUGGCUGGCGUGCAUCUUUCUGGAAUCUGCAAUCCGGAGAAACGCCGCACCUAUGAUCACGGUGGUGGGCACGAGAUUCCGCGGACGGGUGCUGUCAGUGAUAAGAUCGCGGAGAUGUUCCAAUGGGUGGCUGCGCAAGGGGGUGUUUGAAAUUGAGCAUUGCUCAUUUUGGAUGCUGGGUUGGGCUACUCGUCUUGUGAAUUCCGUUAAGUUUCUUCAUUCAUAGAUUCUGGAUAAAUAUAUACAGGGAACCAAUGCAUAGUUGGCAUUUAUACCCCAG